Molecule: messenger RNA, 363 nt
Organism: Eucalyptus grandis
Lineage: Eukaryota; Viridiplantae; Streptophyta; Magnoliopsida; Myrtales; Myrtaceae
Product: 1-aminocyclopropane-1-carboxylate oxidase homolog
Exons: 1
Coding region: 1-363 (120 amino acids)
Source: RefSeq, a predicted model, not a curated record
AUGGCAGCGACCCACUCGGACAAAGCCCCCGACCAAGCAGAGCCUCGAUACGAUCGCGAGAGCGAAUUGAAAGCCUUCGACACCUCAAGGACUGGCGUGAAAGACCUCGUCGGCUCCAGAGUCUCCAAGCUCCCUUAUCGCCCAACCGCUCUGAUCUUCAGCAUUCUGAUCGGGGACUUGCAAGGAGUUCAUGAAGAUUCCAGCAAGCGCAAGGAGAUGGUCUGCAGAGUUUGCCAGGCGUGCGAGGAUUGGGGUUUCUUCCAGGUGGUGAAUCACGUGAUCGGAGAUGGCAUCCUGAGCGGAAUCAUCGACGGCGAGAGGAGGUUUCACAAGCAGGAGAGCGAGGUGAAGAAGGAGUUGUGA